AUGGGUGGGUAUACCAGUAUACCAGUCAAAUAUUGGUGGCCUGCCGUGGACAGUGAAAUUAUCCCAGCUAUCAGUUACCGUUUCAAAACACUAGCAGAAGGGGGUGUAUUUCUAUAUCAACAACGCCAGGACAUUCGGGAAGGCGUAAAAGGUGGUGGUCGGAGCCCGCCAAAACCCGUGGAGGGUGCCAAUGGUGGUUCGAUCACUCAAUGCAGGAGACGGGUAUCUAACAGGGUUAACUGCAAUGCUCGGAUCUGCAUCACAAAGGACAAAGGCGUGGGGUUCAUCGUUAGCAUUUUUGUUCUCAAACACACCCACCGCAUGUGCUCCGAGCCUUUGAAGCUAUUUAUGCGAAUCAAUCGUAAACUAGAUGUAGCCCAGCAAGCGUUCCUUACGAAUUGUGUUAAAGCUAACGUGGGUGGGUCUAAAGGCUUCCGGUUAUACCAGGAAUCAGUGGGGUCGUAUGCCAACAUUGGUGCAACUGACACGGAGUUCCAUAAUUUGAAACGUGACCUCCAGUCAUACGUUCACGACAAGGACGGAGAGAUGAUCAUUGCAAAGUUUAAGCAAAAACGUGACAUUUGUGAGAACUUUUUCUUUGAUUACUAUCUCGAUGAAGAAAAUCAUCUUGCGUGUCUUUUUUGGGCUGACCACACCGGGCGUCAAAGUUUUUUGAGUUUUGGUGAUGUGAUAUCCUUCGAUGCAACGUAUGGUACGAACAGGUAUGGAAAUGUUUACCCGUUCAUUGUGUUGAUUCUGUAA
Molecule: messenger RNA, 762 nt
Organism: Ipomoea nil (Japanese morning glory)
Lineage: Eukaryota; Viridiplantae; Streptophyta; Magnoliopsida; Solanales; Convolvulaceae
Product: protein FAR1-RELATED SEQUENCE 5-like
Exons: 2
Coding region: 1-762 (253 amino acids)
Source: RefSeq, a predicted model, not a curated record